AUGAGUAAAAUUACACUUGAUAAUCCUUCACUAUCACAAUCAAUAAAAAAACGUCUUCAUUCCGAAGAAUGCAAUAUAAUAUCAAAGAAAAAAAUGAAACAUUCUAUUGAUGUUACAUCACAUUGGAAAAAUAUUUAUACAAUACAUGUAAAUGAUACAAUAAAAAUAUUUGAAUGUAAAUCAAAAAAUGAUUAUUUAAUUAUAAACGAUCCACUUGGUGAUCGAUCACGUUUUGUUUUAUCAAAAUCUAGUUAUUAUUGGCUUAAUGAAUCAAUACGUCUUAUGCAACAACAUGUUGAAUAUGGAACAACAGUUCAUGCAGCUACAAUUGGAGAAAUAAUUGAGAUUGAACGAAAUCUUAAAGCAUUAAAAUUAAAUGUGGAAAAAAAUGGUAUUAAAAAAACAUUUUUCUAUCGUGCUGAAGCUCUUCUCAACUUUAUUCGUUUAUGUUGUACAUUUUUUGAAAAUCCAUUAGAAAAAUGUCGUCCACGUUUACAUGCAUUAUUUACUGUAUGUACAAAUUGUUGGUUACAUAUGUUGGAUAUAAUGUUACCAACGUCAAUUGUACGUGUAGAAAAAAGUUUUAUACUCGAUGAUGAUCAUAGUGAUUUUGAAAAUGAUUCUUUACUUAGACAUUAUCUUAAAGAUGAUCAACAGAAAAUUAAAAAAAUAAAUAAUGAAUUACCAAAUUUACGUCAUAUACUUUAUUCAAUUAUUUUACUUGUUGAAAAAUUAGAUGAAAUACAAUUAAUUGAUCAAAUUUAUCUUGAACGAUUUCAAAUGAUUUAUGAAAUUUGGAUCCUAAUUGAUAAUGAAAUAAAUUCACGUGAAAAAGAUCUUAUCAUCAUAAAUUCUAAGAAAACAUCUAAGAAGAAAAUAAAUGAAAAUCAAAUACAAAAAAUUUCUUGGAAUUUUCUUGGUGAAUGUAAUAAAUAUGAAAAAAUCUUUGGAACAUUUACUAGUAAUAUUAAAUAA
Messenger RNA from Rotaria sp. Silwood1, 975 nucleotides. The record is from the annotation of a GenBank genome assembly. NCBI's taxonomy places the organism in Eukaryota, Metazoa, Rotifera, Eurotatoria, Philodinida, Philodinidae.